GAGAGGCGAUUAAUUGGACCUCAGUUGUUCAGAAAGUGGACGAUUUAAAACGAGGAACUAGACCAAAAUGAGUAACUGCAAUAUCAGUAUCACACCCGGAGUUCAAGUAUUCCAGAUGGUGACAACAAUACCCACGUUUAUUCUGGGUGUUAUUGGCAAUUUAACUUUUCUAAUCUUCUUCUGCUGGCGACGUGAGGACGGCUGGAACUACAUGAAGGUGUACCUUGGGAACAUUGCUGUUGCGGACUGCCUUGUCUUGAUAUCCUUGCCAUUUAAGAUGUACUCCUACUAUCAUCCAUGGAAUUUAAAUCCGGAAUUCUGUUUGUUUCUAGUGUCCACUUAUUAUGUCAACAUGUAUGUGAGUAUCUUUACUAUUACCGCAAUAAGUAUUGUCCGUUUUGUGGCCAUCAGGUUUCCGAUGAAAGCACGUACUGUCCUGUCACCUAAGAAAGCCUUGGUCGUGUGCGUACUGAUUUGGAUACUUAUCUGCUCACUUAGUGCUAAUUUCCACUAUGUUGAUAAACCCCAAUCCAAUACAACCGAAUUCAGGUGCUUUCAGAAGAACAAAGAAAAGCCUUUACCUCUCUCUUUCGUUCUUGUGUUAGACAUUGUAGGUUUUCUAUUGCCAUUCUUUGUGAUGAUGUAUUGUUCCUGUAAUGUGAUUCACACAUUGGCCAAACAACUGGACAUUGGCCUUCGUCGAGAGAAAAUUCGGAGUAUUGGAAUCGUGACAGUUAAUCUGAUGGUUUUCGGCGUGUGUUUUUUACCUUUUCACUUUGGAUUCAUGUUCAAAUUCAUCGUUGAGACGUACUACCCAUCGGACUGCCCUCUCCAGUUGUUUGCGCAUAACUUUGUUCACACUGCCACCUGCAUUGCGAACUUCAACUGCUGUCUGGACAUCUUCAGUUAUUAUUUUGUCACUCAGGCUUCGUGGAACAGGUGUCGUCCUUUCAGAGGAGCAAAUUCGACCAGUAAUUCAGUCAUCUGA
Molecule: messenger RNA, 988 nt
Organism: Chanos chanos (milkfish)
Lineage: Eukaryota; Metazoa; Chordata; Actinopteri; Gonorynchiformes; Chanidae
Product: G-protein coupled receptor 55-like
Exons: 2
Coding region: 68-988 (306 amino acids)
Biological process (GO): phospholipase C-activating G protein-coupled receptor signaling pathway; positive regulation of Rho protein signal transduction
Cellular component (GO): plasma membrane
Molecular function (GO): G protein-coupled receptor activity
Source: RefSeq, a predicted model, not a curated record